AUGGCCGCAUCUAAGAAGAAAGAGCCACGUACUGACCUUUAUAUCAGGGUCGUCCGAUCCUCUGACGUGCUGGAGCUACCCGAGCUCGUCGACCUUGAGCUGGAUGAUGCCCUGUUUAUACCGGAGCAGGAUGCGGUUGACGACAACCUCGGCAUUCAUCAGCGGAUAGAGGCCAUCGAUGGGGUGUUGUUUCUUCUGCGGCCAGGCCGAGGACGGCAAAAAAGUCAACUUCUUUCGCUGAGAGCAGUACCACUCGAGCCCUUCCUUGUCGAGAUCAUGGAGAACACCGCACGGCUGACCAGCACCAAGGGCGAGAAAGAUGCCCAGUAG
Molecule: messenger RNA, 330 nt
Organism: Pyricularia oryzae 70-15
Lineage: Eukaryota; Fungi; Ascomycota; Sordariomycetes; Magnaporthales; Pyriculariaceae
Exons: 3
Coding region: 1-330 (109 amino acids)
Source: RefSeq, a predicted model, not a curated record